AUGUCAUUUACCAUAAAAGAUAAGGAAAAUAAUGAUAAAUACUGUUAUGAAUGUCUUCAAAAAAAUGAAAAAGAACAUAUUUGUUCAUCUCAAUUAUUAUCUGAUUCUGCUUAUACUUUAUCGGAAAUGACAACUGAACAAAUAAAUACCUUAGAAACAUUUUCAUUAGCACAUAUUCAUACGAAAUGUCAACAAGAUUUAGAAGUUUGGCAUUCGGCUGCUGUUAAUCAUCUUUCACAAAUCUUNAAUACCUUAGAAACAUUUUCAUUAGCACAUAUUCAUACGAAAUGUCAACAAGAUUUAGAAGUUUGGCAUUCGGCUGCUGUUAAUCAUCUUUCACAAAUCUUUAAUCAACGUUUAAUUGAUUUAAAUCAAUUAUUUCAAAAUGAUAUUCAACCAAAUCUUACUGAAUAUAAACAGAAAAUGAUUGAACAAUUGAAAAAUAAAAUCAUUCCAAGAAUUAAUCAAUUUAUUGAUCAAUCAAAUUAUGAAAAUAAGAAAAUUGAUAAAAUUCAAACAAUUGUUGAGAAUAUUCGAAGUGAAUGUGAUGCAAUUCGUGAUGGUUCAUGGAUAAAUAUUCAAUUACCUGAUAUAAAGAACUUUUCCGUACCGAUCCGUAUAGCAAAAAUGGCAUUAGCUGCUCGUCUAACCGAUGGAGAAAAAGAUCCAUUAGAAAAUUUGAGUGAUGACGAGAAUAAGAAAGAUGAAAACUGUCCGAAGAAGAAAAAGAGAAAGGAAAAUUCGAUUGAUUUAGUAGAAAUAUUUGCAACGAAUCCUGAUCCAUUGAAGUCUCAUUCAUUAGAAACGAAUUCAUCAACAUUGGCUUUAUCGAAUCACUUUAUUCUGAUUCAUGACAAUAAAAAAUUGAUUUUAUUCGAUUUAAAUAAGAAAACUCAAGAAUUUGAAUGGAAUGACAAUGAUUUCGGAAUACUAGUUGAUAUUUGUUGGAUGCCAUCCAUAUCCUUGUUUUUAAUCUUAACAAUCCAUUCGGUUUAUAUGUUUGAUCCAAUGAAAAGUGCACCAAAUGUUCCAAUCAAAAUUGAAACGAUUAAGCCAUUAGAUCGUUCACAUGUCUUGGCAUCUUUAUCACCAUUUGAUCGUGAUUUAUACAUUAAUUAUCACAAAGGUGUUCACAUCGAUCAGUAUCAUGUUGAUCCAAAGUUAGAAUGGACUUUACAAAAGAGAUUCUCGAAAAAUGAAUGUUCGGAAGUGAAAGACAUCGGUAUACGUGAUGUGAGAUGUGAUAAUGAACAUAUUUGUUUAUCAAUAAUGCAAAUGGAUGAUCUAAAAUGGAGAUUAGAUUUAAUGUCACGUGAUAUGGUCAGGGUUCGACGUGGUGUUGCCAUGGAUUCCGGUGAAAAUCAACACAAGUUCUUUUCCAUGCUGAUUCCAUUACAAGACCAACGUUGGUUAUUCGUCAACUGGUUUACGAACAAACUUUGGAU
Molecule: messenger RNA, 1445 nt
Organism: Adineta ricciae
Lineage: Eukaryota; Metazoa; Rotifera; Eurotatoria; Adinetida; Adinetidae
Source: the annotation of a GenBank genome assembly